This is a messenger RNA of Belonocnema kinseyi, 1932 nucleotides long. RefSeq names its product paired mesoderm homeobox protein 2A-like. The transcript is spliced from 3 exons. Bases 1 to 603 code for a protein of 200 amino acids. NCBI's taxonomy places the organism in Eukaryota, Metazoa, Arthropoda, Insecta, Hymenoptera, Cynipidae. Gene Ontology annotation, biological process: regulation of transcription by RNA polymerase II. Gene Ontology annotation, molecular function: RNA polymerase II transcription regulatory region sequence-specific DNA binding; DNA-binding transcription factor activity, RNA polymerase II-specific. The record is from RefSeq and is a predicted model, not a curated record.
AUGGUAAUCGAGAUUGGUGGUCUGAGUUAUAAGGCCUAUUCUGGACAUGAUGGACUUGCGGAAAAGAGAAAACAGCGUCGGAUACGAACAACUUUCUCGUCGGCCCAGCUGAAGGAGCUCGAGCGUGCCUUUCAAGAAACGCACUAUCCCGACAUUUACACUAGAGAAGAAAUUGCAAUGAAGAUUGAUUUAACGGAGGCCAGAGUACAGGUAUGGUUUCAAAAUCGACGUGCAAAGUUCAGAAAACAAGAGAGAUUGGCCCAACAAAAGUCAACAACGCAAGGCGGAGUAGGAGUAGACAAUGGUGCAUCCAGUCCGGUGACGGGAAGCGUCAAAACCGAAGGACGCUCACCUAGGAGCCCAGCAACACCACCCGGUGGGUCCAACAGUGUUCUUUCCUCCACAGAGGUGAAACCGAUCACUAAUCAGAAUUUAGUGAAUGUUAAACAUUCAGAUGGACAUGGUGAGGACAAUUCACCAAACGUCCGAGGCAGCACCGGUGGUGGAGGUGCGUGGGGAUCUUGCAGCCCUAGACCAUUCUCUGCAGCCCUGCCGCCCUACCUUCUCGAUCCAUUGCCUCUAAAAACUGCAAAUCUGUACUAAUCAAGCUGAUAAACAACCGAUGUAAAUAAACGCUGCAUAUGUAAGGCUGGGUAGGAUUUAACUAGACAUUACGUUCCUGAACCUCUUAGAAUUAGACUGAGCAGACACUAAAAGAAAAUACAGAAAAUGGACUAAUUUUUUACAUUAUUAAAACUGAAUUCACUUUAUUUUCUCAUCGGAUUCUAAUUUUAUACUGCCUAAGAAGCAGAACACUUUAAGCUGUUAAGCUUUCAUAAACACCAAUUUUAAUUGUUAAAUCCUGCCCGGUUUGUGAUACCAAGUGACAAGUAUUCGGCGUAGGUGGUCUCUGCCAUUUCUAAAGUUGCGUUGAAAUUUAAAUUCAUAUUUAGAGUUUUUUUAGCCGUGUUGCUAAAUUAGACCAGAUUUGUUGAACUAAAGGAUUUUCAAAUUGGGUAUUUGCUUUAACCUGUUUAUUGAUCAUAGCCUAACUUAGUCUAAGUAUAACAUGAGGUGUCGUGAUCUUGUAUUCCUUGUUAAAAUCUAUCCGCAUAGGGCGAAUGGAGUUCCAGUGAUAGGCGCUCGCUAAACUUAUAAGUUAGAAGUUAGAAAUUGCGUGGUAGCAACGAGACCAGAAAAUAUUUCAUUGUUGACUUCCGUGCUGACGGACGCCGAAGAAGAGAGGCCGACGCUGAAUCACUCCGCCACUGGUGAUUAACGAAUAAGUAUACAUAUGAUUAAGUAUAUCAUUAUAUGUGACCGGAACUUGUACAGUUGUUGCUAUAAAUAUAUAAAAUUAGUGUUUUACACCAUAUCCGUGCUUACUACCCUUCCCUGCCUUGAGACAGAAUUCAUAGGCUAUUGCUUUACAAUGAAGAGAAUAAGAAAAUCAAAUUCCCUUAGUUAAAAAUCAUUAAAAAUAAACCAAAUAUGGUUUGAACAUUUUCAACUGCUUAAGUUUGUGCAAGUGUCAUCCCAGAGCAAUUCAAGAUACAAAAAGGAGAGUUAAAAAAUCAAAAAUCGUUUGUCGAAGAAGAAAGUUUAUUGUCCAAGGCCGUCAUCUGUCUCAUCGAUAACACUGUCGGAUAUAAAAAAAAAUCGAAAAAGCAGACUAAUGUGUAAUAUUUAGUAACGAAACCUGACGACCGGCAGCGCUCGUUUAAUUCGAGAAUCACAUCGCCACCGGUCGACCCCCUUCUCCUUCGCCCCUGGACAGCGGAAUGUCGAUUAGCCAAACGAAGCAGUCUGUGGACGACUAGCGGCUGUUUCAGUCCUUUGUUUUUAUUUAAUGAUAUAUUUAUUUUAAGUAAUUAUCGCUUUCGCGACGUAGGUACAUAAAAAUAUCUUAAUAUCUUGAUCAAUGAAAUGAUG